Messenger RNA from Eucalyptus grandis, 606 nucleotides. RefSeq names its product toll/interleukin-1 receptor-like protein. NCBI's taxonomy places the organism in Eukaryota, Viridiplantae, Streptophyta, Magnoliopsida, Myrtales, Myrtaceae. The coding region runs from base 1 to 606 and encodes 201 amino acids. The record is from RefSeq and is a predicted model, not a curated record. Gene Ontology annotation, biological process: signal transduction. The transcript has 2 exons.
AUGUCGUUUCAAAAGCGAAAGCGAUCAGAUUUCGCGGACGGCGUGUCGACGUCGGCCUCGUCGGGCUACAAGUACGACGUGUUCUUGAGCUUCCGAGGUCCCGACACUCGCCGCACGUUCGCGGAUUACCUCUACGAAAGCUUAGUCAGGGACGGGUUUACAGUCUUCAGAGACGAAGAAGAGCUUCCCGUAGGCACGAAUAUUGGACCCGAGAUCGAGCGUGCGAUCGAUGGCUCGAGGAUCCACUUGCCGAUCUUCUCGGAAGGCUACGCGUCCAGCGCGUGGUGCCUCCAGGAGCUCGCGCGCAUGGCGAAGUGCCGGAGAGAAUCCGCGGGACGAGAAAUCGUGCCCGUCUUCUACGGCGUGAGUCCUUCAGACGUCAGGCUGAGGACGGGGUCGUACGGCCAGGCCCUGCUCAAGCACGAGGGGCGCUACGACGAGGGGACGGUGCGAGAGUGGAGAGAGGCUCUAAUGGAGGUCGCUGAUCUCAAAGGAUGGGACGCACGAGAGGCACGAAGUGUCUAUCGUGCCAACACGUUCCGCUUUGCUAAUUAUCAACCGGAGAAAUUCCCUGGGAAGAUGGCUAAUUGCAACAUCUUCAGUUGA